Paramecium octaurelia is the source of this 324-nucleotide messenger RNA. The record is from the annotation of a GenBank genome assembly. NCBI's taxonomy places the organism in Eukaryota, Ciliophora, Oligohymenophorea, Peniculida, Parameciidae.
AUGGAAAUAAUAUAAGAGAUCAAAUGCAUGAAACCAAAAUAUGAUGAUGUUAUUCGAUUGACGCAUGAAAAGGAUCAUAAGAGAAUUCAUGAGCAUUCUAAGAAAGAACAUCUGAACUAUUCAGAGUCAUAUUUUUUAAACAAAAACAUAAAGGUUACUUUUAGGGUGCUUAUUUAAUGGUAUAAAUCGUUAAUUACUUUUAAUAUUUAUCUCUCAAAACCUUCCCAACAAAUUUAUUUAUAUGUAAUGAGAGUUCAGAGUAAGGAAAUAAAUAUCUAAAUGAUCUUGUUAUAAAAGCUUUUUAUUAACUCGAAAAGUAUAUGA